AUGAACAAACGGCAUACUCUGGUGGUAGUCUUUCUCGCAUUUCUUUUCGCCUUUGUAUCUCCAGGAAUUGUUUCAAGACCAAUGGGUGAAAAACACCCUAAUCCACCUGAAAUAGCCCAAGUUCACAAUCCUUUGGUGGGAAAAAGAAGCCUCGAAUCCAUGGUGGCCAAUCAAAUUUUCAAGCAAGCCUUGAGGAGUGCUUUACCGGGAUCCGGUAGGAGACGUGGUCGUGGAAGAAGGUCAUCGAGGCGUCAAUGGAAUGGGAAUAUGGUCCGAUAUGGAUGA
Molecule: messenger RNA, 285 nt
Organism: Rodentolepis nana
Lineage: Eukaryota; Metazoa; Platyhelminthes; Cestoda; Cyclophyllidea; Hymenolepididae
Source: the annotation of a GenBank genome assembly